AUGGAUGCCCCGUUGACUCUGUUUCUGAUCUCUGUUUCUCUCUGCCUCUCUUAUGCCCUCUUCAACUUCCUUCACAAAGUGCUAUGGCAACCUCUCCACACGCAACGGUUCCUGAAUUCUCAGGGAAUCAAAGGCCCUCCUUACCGCUUCCUAAUCGGAAACGUCAAAGAACUCAUCCGAUUCAGAAGUGAAGCACUCGCAAAACCCAUGCCCGAUCUUUCUCACGAUGUGUCUCCGAGGAUACUGCCCCACGUUUCCAUAUGGGCCAAGGAGUACGGAAAGAACUUUGUGUUCUGGCUCGGACCACGGGCUCAGCUGGUGGUGUCCGAGCCGGAGAUGGCGAAAGAGGCCCUGAGCAACAAAGUCGGGUCUUUCCCCAAAUCCGAACUGUACACUACUUUCCACAAGAAGAUCUUCGGUCAAGGGCUUGCCACCAGUGAAGGUCAGAAGUGGGCUAAGAUAAGGAAGCUGGCGAAUUUUGCUCUACACGGAGAGAACCUCAAAGGAAUGAUUCCUGAAAUGGUUGCUAGUGUGGAGAUGAUGCUGGAGAAAUGGAAGGAUUGCCAUGAGAAAGAGCUCAAUGUCCACGAAGAGUUCAAGAUAUUGACAUCAGAAAUUAUUUCCAGGACGGCAUUUGGGAGUAGCUUCCAAGAAGGCCAGCAGGUUUUCUACAUGAUUAGCCGUCUCUUGUUGCUUGCUGACAGAAACAUGCUCUCAUUUAGACUUCCAAUCAUCAGCAAGGUUUGGAGAAGUAGGGACGAGAUCGAAGCUGAGAGGCUGGAGGAGGGAAUUGUGAAAUCCAUUAUGCUGAUGGUGAAGAAAAGAGAAGAAAACGCAAAGAGUAGUGGAGAAGUAGCUGAUGGGUAUGGGAGGGAUUAUCUAGGGCUCCUUCUACAGGGAUAUCAUGAUGAUGAAGAUGAAACCAAGAAAAUUUCCAUGGUGGAAUUGAUUGACGAGUGCAAAACACUCUAUCUGGCGGGACAGGAAACCACCAAUUCUCUUCUUUCCUGGAUGAUUCUGCUCCUGUCAAUCCAUCAGGAUUGGCAGGACGCCGCAAGGAAAGAGGUCGUGGAUCUAUUCGGCCAUGACAGGACUCCUGAUGUUGAUGGUAUUGCAAGGCUCAAAAUCAUAAGCAUGAUCAUCAGCGAGACUCUAAGGCUGUACACCCCGGUGUUCUCAGGAUUCGCUCGUGAAACCCAUACAGAAACCACGAUCGGAAAGCUCGUCGUGCCUCCGGGAGUCCAAAUCCACUUCCCGUUCAUGACGAUGCACCACGACCCUGAAAUCUGGGGAGAAGAUGUGGAUGCUUUCAAACCAGACAGAUUCUUGGAAGGCAUUGCUAACGCUACGAACAACAACCCAGCUGCCUUCAUGCCUUUUGGAGCAGGACCUCACGCAUGUGUGGGAUUCAACUUUGCGACGUACGAAGCCAAGGUAGCCUUAGCCAUGAUCCUACAACGAUAUUCUUUCAGAGUCUCCCCUGGCUACGUACAUGCGCCUAGUAAUGUUUCCAUGGUUCGUCCUGAGAAUGGAGUUCACGUAAUUCUGAGUUCACUCUAG
Molecule: messenger RNA, 1560 nt
Organism: Linum trigynum
Lineage: Eukaryota; Viridiplantae; Streptophyta; Magnoliopsida; Malpighiales; Linaceae
Source: the annotation of a GenBank genome assembly